Molecule: messenger RNA, 3768 nt
Organism: Eurytemora carolleeae
Lineage: Eukaryota; Metazoa; Arthropoda; Copepoda; Calanoida; Temoridae
Gene: S6kII
Product: ribosomal protein S6 kinase 2 beta
Exons: 23
Coding region: 1-2214 (737 amino acids)
Biological process (GO): protein phosphorylation; intracellular signal transduction
Molecular function (GO): ATP binding; magnesium ion binding; ribosomal protein S6 kinase activity
Source: RefSeq, a predicted model, not a curated record
AUGCCUCUAGCUCACCUUGUAGAUCCCUUCAAACAGGUCAAUCUCAUCGUAAAUGAAGAGACUGAAACUAAUGGAUGUUCUGCUGAGGAUCCAAUAGACAUGGAUUUAACUCUUGAAGAAACUGAACCUAGUAAUCAUCAUACAAUGGAAAUAGAGGGAUCCUUUGGGAAAGUAUUUCUAGUCAAGAAAGUGAAUGGAAAAGAUGCAGGAGUUCUGUAUGCGAUGAAAGUUUUGAAAAAAGCAACAUUGAAAGUUCGUGACCGAGUUCGAACCAAGUUGGAGCGAAAUAUUCUAGUCGAUGUCAACCAUCCCUUCAUUGUUAGAAUACAGUAUGCUUUCCAGACUGAAGGGAAACUGUACCUGAUUCUAGAUUUCCAGAAGGGAGGAGAUCUAUUCACUAGGCUGGCCAAGGAAGUAAUGUUUACUGAAGAGGAUGUAAAGUUCUAUUUAGCUGAACUAGCUCUAGCUCUCAACCAUCUUCAUACACUGGGCAUCAUCUAUAGGGACCUGAAACCUGAAAACAUUCUACUGGACUGUGAAGGACACAUAGCAGUCACAGAUUUCGGUUUAUGUAAAGAAGGAUUUGAAGAGAAAGCGUACAGUUUCUGUGGUACUGUAGAGUACAUGGCACCAGAGGUGGUUAACAGGCAUGGUCAUGAAUAUGCUGCUGACUGGUGGAGCUAUGGUGUACUAAUGUAUGAGAUGUUGACAGGGAAGCUACCCUUCAUGGGUGAGGAUAGAAAGGAUACGAUGAGUCAGAUCUUGAAAGCAAGAUUGUCAAUGCCAAACUUUCUCUCCGCAGAGGCUCAAAGUCUGCUUCGUGUUCUCUUUAAAAGAAACCCUGCAAACCGGUUAUGUUCUGGUCCUGCCGGCAUAGAAGAUCUUAAGAAGCAUCCCUUCUUUGCUUCCAUAGAUUGGAACAAACUUUUAAAUAAAGAGGUUCAGCCUCCUUUCCAACCAACCGUGGUCCAGGAUGAUGCGUUCUAUUUUGAUACAGAGUAUACUUGCAGAACUCCUAAAGACUCCCCUGCAGUGCCCGCGAGUGCUGCUACCCAUGAGCUGUUCCGAGGGUUUAGUUAUGUUGCUCCUCUUCUCAUAGAUAAUGUUAAAAUUGGGACACCGCCAACUAUUCAGGCGAAUGCCCCGACCCUGAUGCCAAAACCACCAAAUUCGUCCGAUAGAAGGAUAUCCCCGCAGGUGUUAAAGAAUGUUAAGACCGGGAAUAUACGCGAUGAAUAUGAUGUACUUGAAGAGAUAGGGAAGGGUGCGUACAGUACAUGUAAACGCUGCGUACACCGGGCAUCCAGGGUCGAGUACGCAGUCAAGAUUAUUGAUAAGAGUAAACGGGAUUGCGAGGAAGAGGUCUCAAUACUACUCAGAUAUGGACAGCAUCCUAAUAUUAUAUCACUUAGGGAUAUGUUUGAUGAAGGAGACAAGAAGUGUUUGGUGUUUGAACUGAUGCGAGGAGGAGAGCUUCUAGAUAAAAUUGUUAGACAAAAAUUUUUCAGUGAAAGAGAAGCUAGAGCUGUAAUGGAGAAGGUGACGUCAGUUGUUAAAUAUCUUCAUCAGAACGGGGUGGUACACAGAGACCUGAAACCAUCAAAUAUCCUAUACGCUGAUGAUUCUGGGAACCCGGAAACAAUUCGUAUUUGUGAUUUUGGGUUCGCUAAACAGCUUCGGGCUGAUAACGGGAUGCUGAUGACACCCUGCUACACGGCUAAUUAUGUUGCCCCUGAGGUUCUAAAGAAGCAAGGAUACGAUGCUGCUUGUGACGUGUGGAGUUUAGGUGUUCUUCUCUACACAAUGCUUGCUGGACAAACUCCGUUUGCUGCCGGACCCCAGGAUACCUCAGAGGAGAUACUGACAAGGAUAGGGAAGGGACAGUAUGAGAUAAAUUCAGGAAACUGGCAGAGUGUUUCUGAAGAUGCCAAGUCCCUGGUUCGACAGAUGUUAGAGCUUGACCCAGCACGCCGUAUCACAACAGCCCAGAUUCUCUCUCAUCCAUGGUUGACAUCUAGAAAUCAACCAACUACUCAUUUAGUCUACCAGGAUUCACAUCUUCUCAAGGGAGCAAUGACAGCAACCUUUCAAGCGUUGAGAAACCAAAGUCCUCUGGUGCCAAAAGUAGGAAACGUAGGAAUGUCCGAGUUAGCUCGGCGUAGAAAGAGAUCAAAACCAAAGAACGAAGAUGGAUCAACUUCCACUCCAGUUUAAACCUUGGUGAAUAACCUCCAAUCCAGUUUAAACCUUGGCUAACAACCUCAAUGCAGUUUUAACCUUGGUUAACAACCUCCAAUCUAGUUUAAGCCUUGGUUAAUAACCUCCAAUCCAGUUUAAACCUUGGUUAACAACCUACAAUCCAGUUUAAACCUUGGUUAACAACCUACAAUCCAGUUUUAACUGUGGUUAACAACCUCCACUCCAGUUUUAACCUUGGUUUACAGCCUCUACUCUAGUUUAAACUUUAGUGACCUUGGUUAUGCCAUCCGAGGCGCUAAAUUUUACCCAUUUGUGUAAUUUCUUGAUUACUAGUAGGGAGGCGUUUUAAUUAAAACUUUUGGGACAAGUUUCAAGAUAAAAAUAAUAAGGAAAAGAGCUAUGUAGUUCAAAGAAAACAUAAUAUUUUGUUGUAUUUAGAGGAUGUCUAUAAUGUUUUAAACUGUUUGAAGGGCUAUUUUUGAAAAACUUUCAAAAAUUUUGAAUUAUGUUGUACUAAAUGUUAAAUACUCUAAAAACUGCUAUGAGCUAAAAAAAAUACUUUUGUCAGAAAUAUUCGCCAAAAUGUUGAAAAUGAUUUUAACAAAUGAAUUGUAUAAACCGAUGUCGGUUAUGAAUUUUCUCGAAUUUUUACAGAUUAUUUGCGAAUUUUUAAGAAAAAUUUUCCCGAAUUUUACAGAUACAUGUACCCGCAUUUUUAAAGCUAUUUUUUCGCAGAUUUUUGCCAAACCAUUUUUUCCUUUUUUAACCAUAGAAAAUUGAAUGCAUUUUCUUCUCAGUAUUAUUGUACCGUGUAGCUUGUGUAUGUACUCUACAUUGUUGUACUCUCUAACCCCCCGGUGUCAAGUAAUGUGAACUUUAAUAAAUAUUUCUUAAUGUUUUUGUUACAUGAAACCUCAAUAGAAUUUUGAUAUUCCGCCCCGCCUCUUAACAAUCCAUCAAUAGUAGUCUUAAUAUGUAGUAAAUAUAUUAGCCAAUGUUAAUUUUGAUAGCACCCAGCACAUACUAAUUCUUUUUCAGAACUUGUUUUUACACCCGUCCCAUGUUAUUAUUUGAAAUUAUUACUUUUUAACUUGCAGCCAUUUUGAUUUUCCAGGAUGUGGAUUUCAGAUAUCUUACUUAGUCUGUACUCAUUGUUGAAUUUGUGAGGGUUUCCCCUUUAUCUGAAAUCAAACUUAAGGCUGAACAUAUAACAUUCUAAUUAUUACCAAGACUGCCAACCAACAAAUGACAGCAUUGUUAGCUGCUAAAAUGUUUUUUUUAUGUCAUAUCUAAAGUCAAAUCUUACCAAAAAAUAAUACUCCUAAUUUAGCUUUAUUGAACUUUGUGCCAAAACCUAUCGUUAACUUGCAUCAAACUGGGCAGCUCAUUUAUUCCUUGAUUGUGAUUUAGUUUUACAUUUGAUAUUUAUUUAUUUAAUAAUUAAUUUUUUUUUAUUUAUUUAGUCUGGUGAAAUGUAAUACUUGUGCUGGGUAAUUUGUGAUAUUGUGCAUCUCUAGAUGUUGUAAUUCAGGAUAUUUCAUAAAUAUACGACUCAUAUGUUUUAUUUAA